UCGAUGGCGACCACCGCGGGGCGGUAGCAAGAGCGGGAACCCUUCAGUGCGUUCACCUGCCCUGACUCCGCUCCACCACGACUUGCCUGAUACUAUUUUCGAGAUCCUGAAUCGAUAAUCAAACGGACCAUAUCGGUGGUUACCAACCAUUGCUUGGUUUGUCGCGAUUGAAGGUUCUGUGCGUGAAGGUGCGAGAGUUGUACGGUGAAUAUAGGUCAGGAUUCACGCUGGAGUGAAGUCUUUAGAGCAAUGAACGGAAAGGAGGAAAGCUUCAAGAGUGCACGUCCACAGAAGAUGAGGACCUCAGCGUAACAGCGGCGGCAUGGAGCAGGCGGGCCCGGGCGGAGGGGCGGCCGCGGGGACCUCGGGGGCGGCAACAGGGGCGUCGGGGGCGGUAACUGGGGCCUCGGGGGCUCCAGCAGGCGAGGGGGCGGCCGCCGGGGGCACCAGCCCUCGCCAGCCGCGCCGCGGACCAGCCCCCUUCGCCUCCUUCGACCACGACGUCUCUGACGAGGUGAGACCUGAUUCGAGCCCCGAGUCGAAGUUGACGUUCCAGUUGCCGGAGAUCCGCGAGGAUCUGUCGCCGUCGAGCGCGUACGGGCCGGGGGCAGUGGGGCGGGCGCGCUCGGCCUCCACCCCGGCCGUGGGCGCGCUGCAGCCCGCGCCGCGCAUCGACAUCUCCCGCGCCUCCUCUUCCUCACACCACGACUCUAGAGAUAGCUCUCCAGAGAUGGCGCUGUUCGCCGGCACCGGCGGCGACGAGUCCCGCGCGCACCUCGAGCUGGCCUUCCGAGAGGACGGAGCUCUAGAUCUGCGCUCGUCGACUGAGGAGCUAGCCUUCCUCGAGGGCAGCGACCCCGCGCCGCCCCCGCCCGCGCGCCCCGCCGCCCCCGCGCCCGACGCGCGCCGCCACUCGCGCAAGGACAGCCAGGGCUCCGAGGCCGCGCUGCUCGGCGUGGGACGCACCUCGCGCCUCAGCUCCGUCGGCUCGCAAUGCUCCGCCUACAGCCACACGUCACGGGUCUCCCGGCUGUCAGUCGUCUCCGGCAUGAGUCGCUCGCCGUCGCCGCAUAAGAUGCUGCUCGAAACCUCCUUCUGUGGACCGAAACCCAUAGAGAACGAUCCGGAAAUCUGUGCGGCGGCUGUGGAGGAGUGCAUGCUAGAGAUUGCUAAGUUAUCGGCGGAGCUGCCUGCCGAGAAACCUCCGCACGAUGUUCGCGCCGAGGUGACAGUCGAGACGCGCCCCGCCCCGCGCCCCGCCACCGCCCCCGCUAUCGUCCCUGUGCCGGUUAUCGCACCCGAAGCACCGAUCAUUGCCGUACAACCCACCACUGACGAAGAUAAACUAGUGAAGGAGACGAGAAAUAGAGCGAGAGCGGAGGAAAGGCGAGCCAGAUCCAGGGAGCGAAGAGACGACUCGUAUGACAAGCCUGAAGUGUUCCGCAGCAAGAACAAAAACAAGAACAUUAUCAGGAUAAAGCUGCGGCCGGAUGAUGAAGACGAUGAGGAGGAGGAGGAAGUGGUUAGUGUUAAAGAAGACACGAGUGUGGCUAUCAAGCCAGUGUCCUUAGAGCUGCGUGCGGAGGGCCGCGGGCGGGAGUCCCGGACGCCGUCGCCAGCGCCGGGGCAGGUAUCGCGAAAGUCAUCUUUCUGCUCUCUAUUCAAGUCGAAGGAGACUAUAGCCAGUCCUGAGUCGCCGGCGGGCGCGCUGCGACGGAAGAAGAGUUUGAACGAGGGUCGCUCGCGCAGCAAGAGCCGGGACCGGUCAGCCACGCGAGGGUCAGUCAUGUCGUUGUUCCGCACACCACGGCGCUCGGCCGCCCCCUCCCCCGCGCCCUCGUCCCGUGCCGCCUCACCCCCCAUCCCCCCUGCAGUGCCCCCGCGCGCUGACGCCGCACACCUCAAGUACUACGAAGAUACUAGCGACGGCGUCAUACACAUCCCUCUCCGCACGCCGCCCGAUGAACAACCCGGAGGUUCUGGCAUUUCUGCUGUGACCACCACUACCACUGCAUCAGUUCCAUCCACCAACGGAGCAAUAACUACCAAGCCCCUCACGCGCACAGUCUUGCCCGAUGGAAGCAUCAUCAUCCCGCUACACUCACCCACGGAGAAGACGGUACCGACCAUAGUAUCGGCGGAUAUCGAGACAGUGCCAACCAAAUCUCCACCUGCUGUGACUUCGGUCACGAUUCCUAUGGCUGAGACGCCGAAGUUGGAGAAGAGGAAAGAAAUAGAAUGUGUAGAAAAAGAGGCGGUAAUCUUAGACUCGACUAGCGACUCUGAAGCGGGGCGGGCGCGGCGAGAGCGACUCGUCUUCACUACACACGUCGGCAGUCGCGACCAGGUGUUCAGCACACAGUUCAGCAUCACGAAAACGCCGAGCGUUACGAGCGAAAUGUCAGCUGCUUUCCCGAGCAUCAGCAGCGAACUAUCCGGAGGGGCGGAGACGCAGAUACUUCGAGACACGCAUAUUGCGACGGUGGAGCCCCCUCCCCGGUCACCCCUGGUCCUGUCUCCGUCGCCUUCAGCCAGCAUCGGCCGGCGCGACCCCAGCCUCGACUCUGUUACCGUUCAGCCGCGAUUAGAAGAGAUGCGAGUAGACUCGUCAGAAUCAGAACCUAGUUCGGAAGCCGGUGGAGGACGGCGUGGACCAAUCAGCGACCUGUUAUCUGCAGGCGGAAGCGAAGAUGCGGAAAAGCGAGGAUUGGUUCUAGGACAGGAAUCCUUUGAGGAGGAACUGCCGUAUGUUCCAACAACUCUUCCUUUAGAGCGAUCAGUGGCGUUACCGAUGGUGCCGGUGCGAGAUCGGGGCGGCGUCAGCGUGGCUCGAGUCGAGCGGCCUCGUCCGUGCGCUCCUACUCCUUCCGGGCCUCCACGUGCUCCCCAUCCUGCAGUAGCCACUCCACCAGCCGAUAAGAUCAAGAUAAGUCUCCCAAGAAGACCUCGAGCGGCAUCAGCCUCAGCCCCUCCAAAGGCUGAGAGAGCGCGAACGCGGAGCGGUAGUGGCGCUGGCUGGAUCGACUUCGAAGAGGUUCCUGAAAAGAGGAAACAGCCGAAGCGUAUCCAGACGCUGCCGGCGGCGGCCACGGCGGCGGACGUGGUCUACAGUUACGUGGAGCCGGAGCACUGCCGCUGCGAGUGCCACGCCACGGCUGUGAGGAGAGAUGAUGAGCAGCCACUACUAAGGGACCCCUCGCAUCCUGAUGCUACGAGUCCGCAGUCACCGGAGUGCAGCGGCUCCCACGUGACCAUGAGUGUGCACAUCGCGAGGCCCUUCACCGCAGACCUGGACUUGCACCAUGAUCAGCCAGUGUUUGAUGCGGAGGCCAGUGGCAGUUCCAGAAGGCACUGACAUUCGCCUCACGACGCCACUAGUUAGACAGCGGAUGCCGUGAAGACCAGAACAUCACACAUCCAACCACUGUAGAUACCUUGUCUAGUCCAACUUCGCUCAUUGUACCUACUAUACCUGAUACUACUUGAAUACCUGAAAAAUUGCGUUAGCGACUGGCUUUGGAGAGUAAACCUGAAUUGUGGGACUAAAUGUUUGUUGUUUUCAGCCAUGCAUUGAUGGUCUCAGUUGUGGGCAAUGAGAGCAUACCUGCAGAUUUAAUAGCAAUAAUGAAGAAGUAAUUCUCAUUGCUCUCUUUACCUCGAUAUUGAGAUGACGAAUACUCUACAAUCUCUACAUGAAUGAGCAUUUGGUCUACAAAGCCAGGAGGGCCACUCUAUACUGACGAAAAACGAACGAAAGAGAGCUGUCGCAAUAAGCGUGUUUAAUACAACGACAAAGAGUCGUGGCUCGCGCAGCAGCGAUGCUAAACUUAGUUUUUUGUCAUAAUAGAGUGACCCCCGGUAACGGCCGAUCCCUGGUAAACGCGACCGUCCUGUCGCAAUAUAAUAAAAUUUAAUAUUUUAUAAUAUCUCUAUUGAUCGGACCGAGAUGUUAUCAUGUUUUGAUAAUAGUAAAUUUACCCCGUUCAUUAAUUAUUGUAAAGUAAAUGAGACGUCGUUUUAUAUUUCUCCUUUUAGCCAUCGUUGAUCUUUGCAUUUUUGAUGUUUAUUGAAUUGUUCGAAGUGUGUGGAGGAUAAAUAAAUAUCACUACGAUGUAAUAUAGUGUUGAGUGAAGGGCCUUGGGCCUUAGCCUUAUGCUGAAUGUUACAAAUAAGUAUAUCCUAUUAAUUAUUAUAUCAUACGACGAAAUCUCCAAAGCUUUCACCUGAGAUGGCUGUAUGAAAGUGAUCCUUAUUGCGUAGUUUUAAAAAACAUUUUUACUUAAUCCUAUUUUUUAAACAAGAUCUUGUUCUAACGAUUUUUCCCAAAUUCUUUUUUUAUUAAGUAUUCUAUGUUGUUGAUACGUGAGUUUUUAAGAGUUAUGUAUACCUAUUUAAUCAAAAACGUUCAUAGUUUUUAAAUGUAGACUUACUUUUCACACGAAAGUUACUUGGUAUAAGCUAGAUUGUAUCUAACUUUGCCUAAAUGUUGAUGAGUUUGAUGAGAAAUUUAAUGUACCUACCUACCGAUAGGUAACAAUAUCCUUCAUAAAAAAGUUAUAGAAAGUAAUUUUCGUGUGACAAGUAUAUUAAUUUUUGAGUGAGUAUAAAAGCUGGAUAGCCACUUGACACAAAACGAAAUGCAUUUAAAACUAUCUUGAUGUUUUCACUAUACCUACUAAAGAUUCGAAGCUCUCUAUACAGGCAAAUCAUCUUAUUUGUACUUAUCUAUUUGUAAUCCAACUAUUUAACACGAAUUUUUGAAUUAUCUUGUUUAACUUAGAAAAUUAAAAUUUAUUAUAGUUUGGCAACGACUUUACGUAGUCAUUUUUUAAGUAUGUUAGCUUAAAAAAUAUGGGAUUGAAUAGAGCUUAGGUACCUGUUGUUUCGGCUACAAAUUAGAUGAUUUACUUUGAUUCGAUUUGUGAAAUCAAAACUAGAAGACUUCACUGCGUUUUAUACCUACGUAUACGUAUGUAUUUUCUUUGUUAAACAGGACAGGGUGGCAUUUUAUCAGUAGUCUAGCAAUAUAAAUGAAAGUCUAUGAGCCCGAUCCAGAUUGAAUUUUUAUGAAUUUCAAUUUGUUUGUCCCCGAGUCUGUCGGGUUCAUCGACUAGCUUCGGUUGGGAGUUGGGACACUGAUAAAUUACCACCCCACCUAUCUGUUUGCAAGUAACUUGACUUUGUACUUGUGAUUUCCUCUUCGUUGUUAUGCAAAAGCUUAUUAGCGAAUAUAUAAUUACUUAUAUUAGUUGACUUUAUGGAUGCAAUAAUAAAAUAUGUAUGUAAAGAUAAAGAAAUUCUAUCAGAUUAGGCAAAAGUCUGAAUUAUACAGAAAUAUAUAAGUUUUUGCUUUCAAGAGAAUCAUUGCAUUUUAUUUCAU
This is a messenger RNA of Plutella xylostella (diamondback moth), 5380 nucleotides long. The record is from RefSeq and is a predicted model, not a curated record. Lineage: Eukaryota; Metazoa; Arthropoda; Insecta; Lepidoptera; Plutellidae.